UGGACCUUUCGGACCUAACGUCUCUAGAGCUCGAAAUCCUGGAACGGACAGCUGACAUGGGUGCCAUAUCCUACGAUUCGACCCCGAUGCGCGACGUCGACGAACGCAGCGCCGCGGGCACCGACUGUGGCAACGACGAACGGCCGCGCUGCGGUGAAGCGAGUCCGCAAGAGCUGGAAGACGCACCCGACGAUGGAACCGGGCGGCUUGGGAACACGGACUGGUGUCUAUGUGGUUCCUGCGCGCUGAUGGAGACCGUCGUCGAGUGCGUCUGCUGCCGCGAAUACCCGGCCGUCGCACGGAAGCAGCAGGGCCGGCAGGGCUGUGUAACGGGCCACCCGGACUUCGAGGCCCUGUGCCUCAACCCUGAGGUGUUGAGGUUGGCCUACCUCAACAUGCGGCACUACGGGCAGCAAGGGAUGGGCGCAAGUGCCAGCGAAUACCAGACACCCUGAAGCCGGUGGAUGAUCAUCUCGACAUGUUCCUUGUGGUGCCAGCAACACUUGCAC
This is a messenger RNA of Ixodes scapularis (black-legged tick), 509 nucleotides long. RefSeq lists its product as uncharacterized. The record is from RefSeq and is a predicted model, not a curated record. The transcript is spliced from 3 exons. NCBI's taxonomy places the organism in Eukaryota, Metazoa, Arthropoda, Arachnida, Ixodida, Ixodidae. Bases 57 to 455 code for a protein of 132 amino acids.